Molecule: messenger RNA, 793 nt
Organism: Dermacentor albipictus
Lineage: Eukaryota; Metazoa; Arthropoda; Arachnida; Ixodida; Ixodidae
Source: RefSeq, a predicted model, not a curated record
GGCAUUAUUAAGUGACCGUCACAUCGGAAGUGGGACACUUGCCUCUUCAACUACAUCGUCGUGCUCGGGGAGGCUCACUGGCGGCGCUCCAUCUUCUUUCACAUUCGUCAUGUGGCCCCAUGGUACCGGAAGCAACGACACCGUGGGCAGCCCCCCGUCGGAUAACGAGGGCUACUUCGCCGGCGUUCAGAGCAGCGGGAACACGUCCGCAGCGGCCACCGUAGAAGACGCGCAAGUUGUCGAAGAACUCUCGUUCAGCACCCUGUCUCUGGUGCAGGUAGUCGUGUACUGCGUGCUCUUCGUCGUGGCUGCCGGAGGAAACGUACCCGUGUUCGUCACAUUGCUUCGCAACCGGCAUCGCAAGUCGCGCAUCAAACUCAUGAUCAUGCACCUGGCCAUCGCCGACAUGAUCGUGACGUUCGUGAUGAUUCCCGUGGAGGUGAUUUGGCGCAUCACAGGUCAAUGGGUGGCGGGCGACCUCAUGUGCAAGCUGAUGCAGACGUUGCGCGCCUUCGGGCCCUACCUCUCCUCGGCCGUGCUGGUGUGCAUCAGCGUGGACCGAUACUUCGCCGUGCUGCACCCGCUCAAGGUGCACGACGCGCACCGCCGCGGCAAGAUCAUGCUCGGCGUCGCCUGGUACGCCAGCCUGAUGUGCAGCGUGCCGCAGGGAACGUUCUGCGAUGUGAAAGCAUGAAACAAGGCGGACUCGUAUGUGCGCAACGCGUGACUGUCUGGGCUGUUCGAGCGAUAAAAAUCCAGCUAACAUUUCGUGUAAGUCAUGGCCGUCGUAACA